AUGCUCCCAAGGCAAGGUCCUGCAAAUGGCAUCGUGGUUAUGGGAUACGAGCUUAUCGGCACGCAAGACGAUAAGCCAGUCUAUUAUGGGCUUUGCUACUCGGACAUCAUGUUCACCACUUUUGGCGCAUCCGACGGGUACACGCGUAUCUACUGCGAUUGGACAGGCAGCCAUCCGUUGAUGUCGACGACGCUUUACCAAGCGCUUCCGGCCAAUGUGGACUCAACGUCAGUCGCGUCCCAACAGGCAGCCUCCAGUAUACCUGCAUCGAAUAGCAACCCGUCCCCAACAUCGAGCCCGGCCGGCGAGCAGGAUCAACCCCCUGGCGGUAGCAGUCGUUUGAACAACACAUCCGUGAUCGCUGGAAGCGUCGUCGGCGGGCUUGCGGUCAUCGCAUUCGCCGGUGUCGCCAUCUUAUACAUCCUCAAGCGCUCCAAGCGCCACUCCGCGGGUACUCCUGUCCCAUCGAGCGACGGUGAUUCUAUGAAUCCGUAUGGUACGCCGGAGAUGACCAGGAACGGAUAUCCUGAUGCGCAAGCGUAUACGCACACGGCGACAAAAUACGGACACACCAUAAAUGGAGGCGAACUUGAUGGGCAGCAUGGCACCGCCGAAUUGGGUGGCGUCUUGGUCCACGAAGUAGAGGGCCGUCGAUGA
Alternaria arbusti is the source of this 657-nucleotide messenger RNA. RefSeq lists its product as uncharacterized. NCBI's taxonomy places the organism in Eukaryota, Fungi, Ascomycota, Dothideomycetes, Pleosporales, Pleosporaceae. The record is from RefSeq and is a predicted model, not a curated record. The coding region runs from base 1 to 657 and encodes 218 amino acids. The transcript has 3 exons.